Cygnus olor (mute swan) is the source of this 4117-nucleotide messenger RNA. Its product is annotated as serine protease inhibitor 2.1-like. NCBI's taxonomy places the organism in Eukaryota, Metazoa, Chordata, Aves, Anseriformes, Anatidae. The coding region runs from base 200 to 1459 and encodes 419 amino acids. Gene Ontology annotation, biological process: negative regulation of endopeptidase activity. Gene Ontology annotation, molecular function: serine-type endopeptidase inhibitor activity. The record is from RefSeq and is a predicted model, not a curated record. The transcript is spliced from 5 exons.
UCCCCUCCUGCCUCACCUCCCCCCCUUUAUUUCCCCUGUAUUUUUUUUCUUGGUUUGGCUCUAUGCUUUAUCAGGUCUGUUUAAUAUUUAACAGUGGAAAUUAAGCAGAAGAUGAUUUAGCCUUAUAAGUAACAGUGUGGAGAACAGCAUGGUCAGUUGAACACUGAAGGGCUUCUGAUUUUAAUAAUUUGAAAAGAGGAUGAAGUGUCUCCUGUACCUGUGUUUACUCCUUGCUGAUCUUUGUGCCAUAACACAAUGCCACCACAGAGAUGUUUGCCAUGAAGUCAAUAACACAAAUCUACAUGAUGGAACAGAGAAUUCAUUAAAGUACAACUGUCAAGACCAAGGCUCCAGCUAUGCAGAUUUUGUAUUUAAAUUUUACAAGCAGGCUAUAUCAGAAGAAAUUGAUAAAAACAUUUUCUUUUCUCCUAUAAGUAUCUCCACUGCCUUUGCCAUGUUGGCUCUUGGUGCUAAGUCCAGCACCCUGACUCAGAUUUUUGAAGGACUGGGCUUUGACAGUCUGACUGAGACACGCGUAAAUGAUAUACAUGAAAGUUUUCAUAAAGUUUUAGCAGUACUGAACUGUACUGAUGUUAACAUCACUUUAAAUAUAGGAAAUGCCCUUUUCACUGCUCUUGGGUAUGAACCUCAGCAGACAUUUUUACAAAAUACCAAACAGUUUUAUGAUGCAGAAUUUAUUACUAGUAAUUUCCAUGAACCAACAGAAGCUAAGACACAAAUCAAUAAUUAUGUAAAGGAGAAAACCCAGGGGAAAAUACCUGAAUUAAUUGGUCAUCUUGAUCCAAAUACUAUACUGGUUCUUGUAAACUACAUUUAUUUUAAAGCUGCCUGGGAAAAGUCUUUUGAUCCUACACAUACAUAUGAGGAUGAUUUUUUUGUGAACACAAAUACACCCGUUAAAGUCAACAUGAUGCAGUGUGAUAGCGACUAUAACAGUUAUUAUGACCAGGAUCUCUCUUGUGAGGUGGUAGAGCUGCCUUACCAGGGCACUGCACGAGCAUUGCUCAUUCUGCCUGAUGAUGGGAAGAUGAAACAAGUGGAAAAUGCUCUCUCCAAGGAAGUUGUUUGUAAAUGGGAUAGCAAACUUGAAACCAGAAGAGCACAUCUACACUUGCCAAAGAUUUCUAUUAGUGGGUCUUAUGAUGUGAAAAGUUUGUUCAAGGAAAUGGGCAUUACUGAUGUAUUCUCUAGUAAUGCUGAUCUGUCUGGAAUUAGCGGCAGCCGGGAUCUUCAAGUUUCACAAGCAAUUCACAAGGCUCUGUUGGAAGUGGAUGAGACUGGAACUGAGGCUGCAGGAGCCACAGCCAUAAUCCUUACCAAAGUUUUCCAUCCUUCAGUUACAAUCAAAUUCAACAGGCCUUUCAUUGUGUUGAUUUGUGACAAAGCAACCAACACCACACUUUUCAUGGGGAAAAUUGUUGAUCCUACUAAGAAGUAAUUGCUGAGUUAUUGGGCUUGCUGGGCAUGUAUUUGGCAUGGUUUAUAAUGGCAGCCGUGUUUGCACAUGUGGGCUGGUCAGUGCUCUUAUAACUGCUCUGUGAUUAAGGGAUAUUCAGAGUUAAAUGUAGAAUUUCAUUAUCAAAUUAGUAAGCAAAAAAAAAAAAAAAACACAAAAAAACACAACCAACAGUUUAAAAAUGUAACAUUAUCACAGUUGGGUAAUUCAAGUUAUUAAUAGAUUUUCCAAAUUUUCCUUGGAAGAGAGUUCUGUUGUUUUUGUAAGUGAUUUCUCUCUGCUAAGCAGUUUUGCCCAGCCUGUUUUAAGUUCUGUGUUACUCAACAAAAGCUUUUUCCCAAUGGGUAACAAGCCUCUUGUCAUUCUGUUACCCCUACUCUGGGACUUGCUGAUGGUCAGUGCUCACCUGGGCCAGUCCCUACAGAGUCCUUUCUCCCUUACAUAUCUCUUUGCUGCCUAGUCCAUUGUCGUUUAUCCUCAACCUACCUGUUCUCCUUUCUCACAUGCCAAAUCUUUGCCUAAAGUCUUUUUAAAAACUUUGACAAAAAUAGAAAAUUUCUGAGACAACAGAUUCAUUCUGCUUUAGCAGAAUAGUGUCUUUCUGCAGCCCAAAAGGUCAGUAAAAAAUAGUGAAAGACAAUGACAUUAAACAUGAAGUGUUAAAGAAUUGUCCUGCUACAAUAUCUUUUAUCAACUACUGCUAUGGCUAAUGAAUAAGAUUAACAUUAUCGUUUAAAUCUAUCACUUACAGACUGACUUUCAGUGUCUCUGGUAUCUUGCUAUAAAUCUUUUAAAAUCAACGAAAGCUUUCAGUCACUCUUAUUAACAUAGCAGGCUGUCUGUAAAAUAUGUUUUAAAUGCUGUUAAGUGAAUCAAUAUUUUCUCACAUGGAGACAGCAAUUCUUUGUACUCUCUCCUUAUGUGCUUUCUUGAGUAAAACCUGUUUUCAAGAGACACAUAAGCACCCUACUGCCAUUGCAGGUCUGCAGCUCUCCCACUCUUACUGCAGAGGAACACUGGGGCCUGGUGCUCAGCCUUGCUGACCUGUAUAGCAAACCCUUUAUUGUGCAGUUGCAGUCUCAAGGAGAGGCUGACUCCUGCUUUGACAGCUGCUCUCCCACUGCACUACACCCUUUGAUUCAUGCCAUUGCAUAGUGACCCUGGAUAAAUGUUUUGCAAGCAGGGUUUAGUCCCUGUCCCUUGGAAGAUGGUGUUCCGGAAUGUACAUUGCUCAUUUCCACAGUGGUUCUGGCAAUGUGUUGUAAGCACUGAGAAGGCAAUGCAAGUCCCAAAUCAACAAAGAACUCAGCACCCCUAAUAUCGCUCUGGCCCUCAGACUUAUUCCCCCAAACUUGUUCCAACCUGCUUUAUUGGGACCCAUCUGUGGCUGUAGCAUGGGUUUGGGGUGUGUGUGUUUGUGGGGUGGCUAUGCUUCUGACUCAGAAGACUUGGAGACUGCUGUCUUGUUUGGGAAGAGGAGUCCCUUUGCUCCAAGCAGUGAGAAUUCAGUGGAAGCCCUGAGCUAUUGCUUCUGCCAAGGCAAGAUACCAUCACUCAGUGGAUCGGGAGAUACCAGCCUCUGUGUGAAGCAGCGGCUUUUACAGAGUUGAGAUCAACGAUAACUUGCUGUGGUGGAGGCAGCCUGCUCUGUGGUAGCUGUUUGAACUCAACAAGAGCUGGGAGCAGUUCCAGUGAGAUCCCACCCUGAUAAAUCGGUGCACCAGUACUGAUUACAAGGUAGGAUGGUGAGAUUUUUAUCAGAGCAGGGUGGCAGAAAAACAGGUUCCAGGCCAAUUGCUAAAGGGAAAGAGGUUAGGAAAAAUCUCACGGUUGCUAGGACAGAGCAGAGGCUUUAGGAAAUAACACAUGGAGCAACUUCCUGCUCCAUCUUCCUGCCCCAUCUGCCUCCCAGGCCUUUGCUUUUUAGAAUGGAAGCAAGGAGCUACAGGAGGAAAGCCACAAUGGGAGUUUUCACAUGGUAGCAAGAGGAAUAGGGUGCUAGCCUGCCCCUGGCAAGAGUCUGUCUUCCCACAAGGAGGCUUUGAAUGAAGGGUUUUGAAGGAAUCUUACCAGCAUGUGGGGUUGUACAGUUGUCUUCCAGUGGAGGUGUUUCACAACCAGAACAGCAGGUUAACCUGAGGAGUAACAGGGUCCUGGAGCAGGAAGAGGGAUUUUCCCAAAUCUCCCUGCCAGGGAAGGAUAUGAGGAGGAUGGGUAACAAACUAGUAAUGUGCCAUCCAUAUGUGGAAGGAACAAAAAUGCCUGUAGCUCACAGUGUAGAGAUCCACAGAGACCGGGUACUUAACAAACCUGGCUGAUGUUACACUCAGCAUAGUCUUGAUGACCUUCUUUAAGAACGGAAACAAUUCUGUCAAGUUCUGGAGAGGGGUCUUUUCAUCCUAAUUCCAGAAAAAUCUGACCACAUUGAUCUUCCCCGCAUCAUUUGUCCUUACUGCUUUUGGCUGUCUUAAUGGGUGAUAGGGAACAAUCUUCUUCAUGCUAUCUAAUUAUAUUUAUGGUAGAGAAGGAAAUGGGAUUCUUAUAAACUAAAAUUUUCAUUUAGAGAUCAUGUCUUUAUUUUGUCUGUGGUAUUUUAUGGAGUCUUUCAUUCAUGUGUAGGUAAUUUUAAUCUUCCACUAC